AUGAGCGGUAAAGCAAAUCCACCAGAAUUAAAAAAAUUUAUGGAUAAAAAAUGUCAAUUAAAAUUAAAUGGAAAUCGUACAGUUAUUGGUGUUUUACGUGGUUUUGAUCCAUUUAUGAAUUUAGUUAUUGAUGAAGCUUAUGAAGCUGUUAAAACUGGUGAAAAACGUCCUAUUGGAAUGGUUGUUGCACGAGGAAAUAGUGUUUCAAUGAUUGAAGCACUUGAACGACUUGGUUAA
This is a messenger RNA of Rotaria sp. Silwood2, 237 nucleotides long. NCBI's taxonomy places the organism in Eukaryota, Metazoa, Rotifera, Eurotatoria, Philodinida, Philodinidae. The record is from the annotation of a GenBank genome assembly.